Messenger RNA from Carassius carassius (crucian carp), 5017 nucleotides. Its product is annotated as mucin-2-like. The record is from RefSeq and is a predicted model, not a curated record. NCBI's taxonomy places the organism in Eukaryota, Metazoa, Chordata, Actinopteri, Cypriniformes, Cyprinidae. The coding region runs from base 386 to 4882 and encodes 1498 amino acids. The transcript is spliced from 6 exons.
UUCAUCCUUUUCAAUGCUCACUCUCGCUCGUCCGUGUGUGUGCGCGUGCGUGCGCGGAUCGCCGAGCGCCGUUUCAUUCUCUGCUGCCAGGAGACACGCAUCUCUUUACUCGCCGGUAGACGGUCAGUCUGCUCCAAAACAGCCUCCGUCAGAGCUCCAGUCUACCUGUUUUCAUCUCAACAAUCGUUGCCCGUUUUUCUCGAUCCUCAGUGCUACCGGCAAAAACCGGGAGGAGACGCGAGUACCGACUGGGCGUUGCUGGAGGAAAAGCGCUAUAGAUUUGGGAAACCAUAGACAUCUGAUAGCUGUAGACUUCAACUAGUGGACUGAGUCCUAGGUUCCUGAUUUCUCUUUUGUUGAGACGGACCUCCAGGACUAGGACAAGAUGAAACCAGAUGGUGUUGACACAGCAACAAUGGAAGCAUUAAACACAGGUCCUGCGGUCGAAGUGGUGCCAGGGGGCGAAGCUCAGGACCAGACUUUGCCUGCAGCGCAAACAGAAGGUGAACCACAGCAAAAAGAAGCAACCAACAAGUCUGGGGAUCCCAAAGCCAAGACAAAGGCUCCUGUCAAAACAAAGACACCCACCUCUGGAACCAAGACAACUACAACAGGCUCCCGUCCCACCACUGGCCAAAGCCAUCUGAUAAAUGGGGCACAGAAGUCACAAGCUAAUGGCGUCACCAAAAAGACCACCACAGCAGGCCUGGAGAAGAAAACCUCAACCACUGCUGCCACUAAAAAACCAGUCAGCUCUACUUCUGCACCCACAACCAAGACCCCAAACAAGGUGACUGAGAAAAAGCCUGUGGGGACGGCAAGACCUGCCAGUGCUCCAGCCAGUGGUGUGAAGACAACAGGGGCAGCACAGCCCAUAAAGAAAGCCCCUGCGGCACCAGCUAAUGGUCUGAAGUCUAAACCAAAAACUACAGCUCCAGCUCCAGCUGCAAGACCCGCUACUGCAUCCACCACUAAGACCAGCAUCACUGGCUCUCCUGUCGCCAAAACAACCAGGUCUGUUGGCUCAGCUCCUGCUGCCGCCAAGCCUGGGACACCGACAACUGCCAGCAAGACAUCUACAACCAUAUCCAGGCCAACUACUGGUACACCCAAGACACCAUCUACCACUGCUAAACCCUCACCUGCUAAAACCACAGCUCCCCCUCCUGGCCGCACUCCCCCUCCUAAGACCACAACACCUAUCAAGAAAGAUGUCAGUAAGCAGUCAUCUGCUCCAGCAGCCAAGAAGACCACUUCUUCUCCGCUUACCCGGCCAGCACCAACUAAGACCACCAAACCUGACACCCCUAAGUCAGCCUCCACUGCCAAGGCAGAAUCAGCCUCCAAACAACCCACCACCUCCAGUAAGGUGGCAGAUGUUAAGACUAGUAAACCCAAGGAGAGCAAAGCAAUGCCUUCCAAGGAGGUCAAUGCAAGCCCCAAGACCACAGGCAGCAAGCCCAGCACUAAAACAGGCAGCCCAAAGAAGUCAGUUGGCAGUAGCACUCCAAAGCCAUUGAAGGGUGGCCCAAAAGCCUCCCAGCCUGCAGACACAGCAGCCACAGAGGCCGAGAAAAAGGACAUGGUACCCGCUAUGGUUGCAGCCGCUACUGCAGCAGCUGGUGCUGUUGUUUCUAUGGUGACCUCUGAGGCAGCACCUGAAGACUUAGCCACAUCUUUUGUUCCUGUUGCCACUGAAGAGGCACCUGAGGACUUGUUUACCCAGGUCAAUCCUGCUGCCUCUGAGGUGAAAUUAGGAGACUCAUUUACAACUCCAAUUCCUGUUUCCUCCGAGGACUCUAAAGAGGAUUCAAAAGAAAUGGCCAAACCUGUCAUUGCCCCUAGCACUACGAAAGCACCUGAAGACAAAGUUACACCUGUCAUUCUUCAUUUCUCUGAGGGAUCACCUGAAGACUCUGUUACACAUUUCAAUCCUGAAGAAACAUCUGAAGACAGAACUGUGUGUGCCAUUCCACCUAACUCUGUUGAGGUACGAGAGGAAAUUGUUUCACCUGUUAUUCCUUCUGAAGAAAUACCUGAGGAUGUAACUACAUCUGUCAUUCCUCCUAUCUCUUUGGAGGCACGAGACGAAACUGUUUUACCUGCCAUUCCUUCUGAAGAAACACCUGAGGAUGUAACUACAUCUGUCAUUCCUCCUAUCUCUUUUGAGGCACGAGACAAAACUGUUUUACCUGCCAUUCCUUCUGAAGAAACACCUGAAGAUGUAACUACAUCUGUCAUUCCUCCUACCUCUUAUGAGGCACGAGAAGAAACUGUCUCACCUGCCAUUCCUUCUGAAGAAAGACCUGAGGAUGCAAAUACAUCUGUCAAUCCUCCUACCUCUUAUGUGGCACGAGAAGGAUCUGUUUCACCUGCCAUUCCUUCUGAAGAAACACCUGAGGAUGUAACUACAUCUGUCAACCCUCCUACCUCUUGUGAGGCACGAGAAGAAACUGUUUCACCUGCCAUUCCUUCUGAAGAAACACCUGAAGACACAACUGCGUCCAUCAUUCCCCCUACCUCUUAUGAGGCACCUGUAGAAACAACUUCACCUGUCAUUCCUCCAGCCUUUGAAGACGAACCUGAAGACACAUUUACACCUGUUAUUUCUCCUACUUCUGAUGAGGCGGAGCUUGUCUAUUCCCAGGAUGUCCCGCAGAGCAUGGACACUUAUAAAGAUGACCAUGUAACGUCUCAGCUGGAUGCUGAAGUAGACUUGGUCAGUCUGGAGGUGCCAGUGCCUGCUGUGUCUCCCCUGGGUACAACAGUACUGUCCCCACCAUCGUCUCCCACCAGCUCACCAUCCAUGCCAGUUGAGCUCCCAAGUUCAGUUCCCUUCCGGAGCAUGGAGGGUCCAUCUGAACCAUGGGCACAGCGCUCUUCACUGUACUCCAUCUCUGUAGCCAUAGAGAACCAGGAGCAGGAUAUGGAAAGAGAGCCUAAUGAAGAAAGUGAACAGGAUGAUGAAAAAGAUCAGGAUGAUAUACAGAUGCCCUCUGCUGCAGAGAAUGUGAUAGAAGACUUUAAUCUGAUGGGCUCCACUAGUGGGGAUCACAUCAGAAAUGCAGCUCCUGUCUCCCCCUUGAAAGAACAAGAAGAGGCAGUGGAGAAAGCUGAAGAAGAGAUUAAUGAAGACAAUGAUGAGGAGGAGGAAGAGAAAGAGGAGGAGGAGGAAGAAGCAUUAAAAGAGAUUGGCAUAAAGGAAUAUGUGCCCCAAACAGAGAAAGAAGUUUACUCUAAAAAGGGGGUGGCAGAUUUUGCCAGCUCUGACUGGGGUACGAUGCAAUCAGAUGACAUCUACAGCAGUAAUAAACAUGACUCAGAAGUGACAUCUCCUUUUAAUGCUGAAGACAGCUGCAGUGCUAAAGAUACAGAUGACUUCAUCAUAACCGAGGCAGAUAGGGAACAGCCAUUCACAGGGCCUCCUGGAAUCCAGUCAUUUGGUAGUGAAGAUGAGGAAGAAGAACAUUUGAAGGAAGACAUGGAUCUGGCAUUAGAGCACGAUGAUGAACAUCUCAAACAACAGAAAGACUUAGAGGAAGCAGAUGAAGAUGUGGAGAUGGUACGAAGAGUCAUGGCUGAGAGUGGACUUGGGGUUCGUACAGAUGAUGGUAAUGAAGAUGAAGAUGAUUACAGAGAUGAGAGUGAUCUAAUUCUCAACAGCAUGGGUCACACUGCUCAAGCAACAUCUAUGCCUUUGACAGCAGCAUGGAGUAAUUCCAAUCCAUUCUCUGAUCCCUGGGCCCAGCCUUCUUUCGCCCUGUCAGAAUCAAUCCUGUCAGAUUCAAGAGUUCAAGAUCCAGACACACUCGCCAAAUUCCCAGCCGACCUUGACACAAUACCCACAUUCUCAGCUGAACCAGAUACACCACCCAAAUCCCCAUCUGAGGCUUUUCUGGACACAAGUCCACCCCUGAUUAAGACCUUUGAACCUCAACCUGACAUCCAAGAGGAGACCUGUAUCUCUGUCUUAGUGGAGUCGGGUAUCUUGGCUCCUCUUGCCACUGGAAUGUCCCAGUCCAGCACCCUCAGUGGAACAGUGGCUGCCCAUAGCAGCAGUGAGACCAGCACACCUGAAGAGCUUGGAGAUUAUGACAGCAGCUCAGGUGUAGAAUCCCGAUCAGACAAGCAGCAGACGCCAGUCCCUGCCAUGCAUACAGACAUGGAGCAGGACCUAGGUAUUCACCUUGAGCGAGGUGAUGGGGAGGAGGAAGAGGCAGAAACACUGCCAGCUGAUGAAGUACUGGGUGAUGCCGCAAAAGCACCAGCCUUUGUACCAUCAUCACCAUCAACCUCUUGUGAUGAAGCCAGUGAUACAGAGGGUGAGAUGCAAAUCAAUGACCCCAAUGUUGCGGUUGAUGACAAUGCUAAAGUCCCCCACAACCUCACUGCCCUGGAGGAAGAUGAGGAGGCUCCUGAACAGAUUGGUGAGGAAGAUGGUGAUACGCCUCAGUCAGCCAACUCUGUGGCCUCCUACGGUUUUGACUGCUCCGCAUCCAUCUCCAAUGCCCACUCUAUGGCUGAAAGCUGUGGAAAGAGUCCAGGCAUAUUUAGCCUGGAAAAUGAAGAGCAGCUUCCAGAAGAAGCCAAGGAUCCUUCUUUCAUCAAGGAGCUCACCCUGCCAGCAGCUACUGCCUACAGUGAUGACUUGUUGGGCUGCCCAGUGGAUUUAUUGCCUAUCAGCAAGCCCACAGAGAGGGAUGCUGGGUUUGAUGAGCACUACAUGCUGUGCAGUAAGACAGGCCCAGGAACGAUGGAGGAAAUGGAUCCUGAGUCCCCUAUGCACCUAUCUCCCCAACACGGGGACGAUUCUGAUGGUCAGCCACCAUACUACUCUGCUAUAUGUGAAAAGACUGAUAACUUUAUGGCAGGUAAUGUAUAAAGUCCCUCUUUUGGAAUCUACCUUGUCUACCCCAAACUCCAAGCUUCCACCCUGUGUCCUUCAUUUCUUCCAAAUGUGGGAUUAAUAAGCAAAGAAGUGAAUAGAAACACGUAAUAGAAGGGGGAAAGAAAAGAA